CGCCGAUCGAGGGCGAAAGGGAAUCUACUGAAUUCGGUAAUAUCAGUCCGAUAUCAUUACGUUAAGUAAAUUAGUGUAUCAUUAUGUGGCUGUUCCUCGUUCUCCUGGCGCCAGCCUUAGGCCUCCAUCUGAACAAGGAGCCGCCGCCGCCGACGCCUCUCCACCGGUCGAGCGUCGAGACGCGCUGGCUGGACGUCAGGGUCAACCACUUCGAUGCCACCAACACCGACACCUUCCCCAUGCGUUUCUACUACAACAGCAGACAAACUUCUGAUCGCAACAUCGUAAUCUUCGUGGGAGGCGAGUGGGAGAUCACGGAGGGAUGGGUGACCGACGGCCUGGCGUACGACAUCGCAGGGUUCACUGGUGCAGGCCUGUUCUACACCGAGCACAGAUACUACGGCCUGACCAGACCUACCAAUGGUACUUCAGUUUCUGAGCUGCGGUUCCUCACAGUCGACCAGGCGCUGGCUGACCUGGCCCAGUUCAUCACCUACGUAAAGAGCAACGACUUCGAGAACGGCCGUUAUAGAAACGCCAAGGUCCUCCUGGUGGGCUGCUCGUACGCGGGCAGCAUGGCCACCUGGAUGAGGGUCCAGUACCCGCACCUGGUCGACGGCGCCUUCUCCGACAGCGGCCCGCUGCAUGCGCAGCACGACUUCCCUGAAUACCUGACGGUGGUGGGGCAAGCCAUCGCGUCGCAGGGCGGCAACGCGUGCUACAACAGCGUGGCCCAGGCCACCGCCGCCGUGGCGCAGCUCCUCACCUCCACUGCUGGCCGGGCUCAGGUCUCGCAGGCCUUCAACACCUGCACGCCGCUGACUGCGUCGGCGCUGGACCUGGCCACGUUCAGCUGGUCGGGGCUCGUGUACGCCUUCGCGGGACUGGCGCAGUACGCCGGGCCCGGGGACAUACAGGAGGCGUGUGCGCAGCUCACCAGCCCUGACAUCUCGGACCCCGUGGAGCGCCUAGCACAGUGGACUAUCCAGCAGUUUCCGGGUGAAACCUGCAUCGAGACCAGAUUCUCAGAGCUCAUACAGAUCUACUCCAAUACCAGCUUCGACUCACCGAUCGCUACUGGCCGGGCGUGGCUGUACCAGACCUGUGUGGAGUACGGCUGGUACCAGUCCACCGCCGGCGAGUCGCAGCCUUUUGGCUCCGGCGUGCCAGUGGAAUACUUCCAGCAGAUGUGCACCGACUUCUUCUCUUCCUUCUUCGACGCCAACCGCACGCAGUACGGCAUCAGUCGCACCAACCUGUUCUUCGGGGGCCUGACGCAGCUGCCCGACCGCGUCAUCACCGUGCAGGGGCAGUUCGACCCGUGGCACCCCAUGGGCCCCGGAGCGGAGCACGCGCGUUCCACCGCCCCUGUGCACUUUGUGCCGGAGAUAUCGCACUGCAGGAUUAUUUAUUCCCUAAACAACAGCGAGACGGAAUCAGUCCGCGAGGUGAAGCUGCACGUCAUCAACUUCAUGAACGAAAUCGUGCACGGCGUGAUGGACGCCGGCGCCGAGCGAGCCGCCCUGUCGCUGGUACUGUUGCUAGGAGUGGCUCUCAGCUUGCUGUAGAUAGUGUAUUAUAGGUAAAGCCCGGUCCGUGAGCACGUAGAAUUUUGUCCACUGACCCCUAGCUACCCAUCCUUAUCGCUCGCGCGUAAUUAUAUCGCUGUCGCGACUGUGCGACUGGCACCUGCAGUGAGUGUGCGAGCGCGAUAGCAACAUAAUUACGCGCGAGCGAUAAGGAUGGGUAGCUAGGGGUCAUUAGACAAAAUUCUACGUGCACACGGUCCAGACUAUAGAAGUAAUGCAUGUCCAAUGAAAUUGUUGGAAGUCCACAAAUUGCAACCGCAGAUGCUUGCCUACGUAGAUUUUUUUAACACGUAAGUACUUAGGCCCGGUUUUUGAUUCGUAGUUAAAAUAACAAAUUGUUAAAUUUUGCUACUAAUGGUUAAAUAUUAACAAAAUGUAAACUAAUAGUUAAAAAAUGUACUAAAAGUCAAGCUAACCAUUGUUCGAAAAUCAUUUUUUUCUGAUAUUUAACCACUUUUCAUUGAUCAUGAAUUAAAAAACUGGGCCUUAGUAAUGCAAAACCUGAUAUUGGUAACUAAUUUAUUUAACAAGUAGGUAUUUUGUAACGUCUGAGCUUUUUUGAUAAUUUUCAAUUAUAUUAGGCUGCCUAAGUAUCAAAUAAUUAACGCCAUCUGCCGGCUUCGAACUCAAAUUGGUUUUCUUCCCACGCUGUCCUUAUCAUUAGUUUUAGCAAAAAACUUUUCGUUGUAACGCUGGUACUCAAUGCUUCCAGUGUGCUUACCAUGAGUUUACGUUAGGUGUGCUCGCUAGCGAGUACGUCAAAAAAAACUAUGAAGAUUUUAUUUCUCGAAAGUAGCCGCUAGGGGCGCUUCAGAGUAUGUCAUACAUUUUAAUGACAUUUUUUUUACGCAGUUGCUAGCGAGCACACCUAACGUAAACUCAUGGUAAGCACACAGAUAAUGUGUUGAGGUGAGUUUCGUUAUUUUAGUGCCUAGUUGACCUGUCCUUUUAGUUUAGAUAUUCCCCUCCUUGAAUAGUAACUGAUAUUAUGCUUUGAGGUAGCGGGAUACUAAAAUAAGAGCUAAUAGGAAGGGCAGUGCUCACAAGCUAUGGCCAACGUGGGAAGAAAUCAACCGAUUUCUUAUUACCAAGGGUUUUCAAUGCACUCAACAACACGGGUGAAGCUGUUACUAACCUAAGAUAAAUAUUAAAGCAUGUUUUACACUUUUU
Molecule: messenger RNA, 2759 nt
Organism: Ostrinia nubilalis (European corn borer)
Lineage: Eukaryota; Metazoa; Arthropoda; Insecta; Lepidoptera; Crambidae
Product: putative serine protease K12H4.7
Exons: 11
Coding region: 84-1568 (494 amino acids)
Biological process (GO): proteolysis
Molecular function (GO): serine-type exopeptidase activity; dipeptidyl-peptidase activity
Source: RefSeq, a predicted model, not a curated record